CCGGCCACCGGGGAGGAGAGCACCCGCUCGCCUUUCCGCAGCGCGGAGGAGCCGGCGGAGCGGAGCCCAGCGGGGCGAAGAACAAAAGAAGAGGAAAACAUCAGCGGUGCUCCCCAUUUCUUGACACCAGAACUGGUAAUUCUCAACUUUGGUGUGGAUGACAAUAAGAGGACUUGCCUAGUUCUUGAGAAAAAGACAAGAAGAAGACAGGCAAAUUCCAGCCCUUCAAGAAGUUGUUCGGCAGAAGGAAAAAGAAAGAAACUCUCCUGUCCCGGGAGGUCUCCAAGAUAAAGCAGAAUUGCUCCUUCCAGAAUGCCUGCAAUGGUGCCUUCUCUUCAGACGAGGAGACCCUUGAUGAUUCUUUAAGGUCCUUCAACUAUACUAUGGGAACCCGGGCGUUUUCCCAUGACAGUAUUUUUAUCCCUGAUGGGGGAGCAGAAAGUGAGCAGACAGUUCAAGCAGUAUCACAGGACAACAUUCUGGGCAAAGUCAAAACUCAUCAGCCACAGUUGGGCAAGAACCUCAAGUUUGGGCAGUCCCCAGCACCCACAGCCCUUCCUAUGAAGAGGACAGACACUCCUAGUCCGGAGGCUAGCUUGGAAGAGGAUCUCUUCCUGAGCAGUCCCAUGGAAAUUGUGACCCACCAGGAUUUAGUGCUCUCUGACAGUGAGAACAAAUCCAGUGAUACUUCAACUUCCUUAAGCCCUUUGAAUUUGCCUGGAACAGGGAGUGAAAUGGAGGAGAAGGCUGCUCCAGUGAAAUCAUCUCGGCCAAAGCGACAUUUCUCCUCCGCUGGCACCAUUGAAAGCAUUAACCUGGAUGCCAUUCCUCGGGCCGUUGCCCGCCUGGACAACAGUGCAGCGAAGCACAAACUGGCCGUGAAGCCAAAGAACCAAAGGGUGUCCAAGAAGCACAGGAGACUGUCCAAGGACCAACAAAAUGAUCAAGAAAGCUUUGAGAGUCAGCUGUCUCUAGACCAGAAUGGACACUCUGGGGAAGAAAAACAAACUUGGCCUGAAGAAGAACUCCAACCACUUGAUUCCGAAGAAGAGAAAAGACAGCAAGAGGAAUACUGGAGACAUCUGGAGGCUGAAUAUAGAAGGCAAAGGGCAGAGAAGAAGCGCCUAGAAGAGCAAAGGCUUCAGGAAGUAGAGAGGAGGCUUAGGGAAGAGAAUCCGCUUUUGGAGGAGGAAGAGGAGGAAGAGGAAGAAAAACAGCAGCCUCCGGAAAGCCAGAGGCCAGGGGAAGAGGAGAGGCAAAGGCCUGAAGAGCCUGAGGAAAGCGGCCAAAAAGAGGCAAAGCAGGAGCUGGAGGGGAGAAAAAGCUUGGACUCUGAGGAGCAAGUCUGUGGGCAGCAGGAGGCAGAGAAGCCCCUGGAGGAGCUCCAGAGACCAGAGGGCCUCCAAGAGCAGAGGAAGCAAGAACUAGAGGCAGCACAGCCAGAGGAAGUGCAGCCAGAGGAAGCGCAGCCAGAGGAAGUGCAACCAGAGGAAGAGCAGCCAGAGGAAGCGCAGCCAGAGGAAGCACAGCCAGAGGAAGCUGAGCCACCAAAGGAGGAGGAAGAAGCCCCGUUAGUGCCAGAGCUCUGGAGUCGAGAGGGGGCCGAACAGAAGGAGCAAGAGCCUGAAGAGCAAGAGCAGAAGGAGGAAGGGAAGGCGCUGGAGGAGACAGAUGAGCACGGGAGACAAGAGGCCGAAAAGGAGAGACUGGAAGAUGAAGGGAAGUUACUAGGAGGGCCCAAAGGACAAGACUUAGGGGUAGGAAAGCAGAGCAAGCACGAGGCAGAGAAGCAGCUCCCCACAGGAGAAAGAGAGCGCACGCCGUGGGAGGAGGGCCAGAAGCAGGACAUCCAAGGCCCUCAGAAGCCUCCCCAAGGCCCAGAGACACCGAGGCAGUCGGGAGCGGAACAGUGCCUGGAGAGCCAAGCACAGGGCCACUCCAAAAAGGGUCCCGAGCAUGAAGGCCAAGAAAGAGACUUCGAGGGCCUGCAAAAGUUGGAGCAGCAAAUGGCAGGCAGCCCUCUGCUCCCAGAGGAGGGAACCCGGCAGGGACAUCCCCUCAAAGAAAAGAAAUGGCCCCAGGAGGAGCUGGCUCAGGAGGAGAAGAAGGAAGCCAUCAGCCUGAAGAGGGACCAGAGAGGAGAGGAGCUGAGAUGGCAAGAGGUGGAGGAAAGGCAGACCAUGCCCAGGCCGUACACAUUCCAGGUAUCAUCAGGGGGGAAACAAAUCCUGUUUCCCAAGGUCAAUCUGAGCCCAGUGACUCCCGGGAAGGAAGCAAGACUUCCGGGCGUGGCCCAGGAGCCCGAGGCCGCCCAGCCUGGUCAGGCCCCCCAUCCCCUUCCUUCUUCUCUCAGUAUCCCACACACAGCCAUCCUGGUCACCGGAGCACAGCUGUGUGGGCCGGCUGUCAACCUGCACCAGAUCAAGGACACGGCCUGCAAGACUCUACUGGGCUUGUCGGAAGAAAAGAAGCUCGCGGAUGUUAGCGCUCCAGAAAGCUCGGUCCGAGGCCCUCCGGAGGCGCGGGCAGCUGGCGGCCGGGCCAGGCUUCCUCAGGAGGCGUCCGGCGGCAAGGCUGCCCCGGCAGAAUGGGAAUCCAUCCGUUCCAGGAUCCUCAAGACCGCCGACAUCGGGCAAGGUGGCGAGCGGGACCCGCUGAGGCAGAGCGGCGAGAGUGUGGCCAAAGGCCGGCGCGACUCCCGGGGAAACCUCAGGAAAACCUUGUCAGCAAACGCAAAGUUCUCCAUCACGCCCGCUUGGCAGAAAUUCUCCGAAGGAGGCGCCGAAGGCCAAAAGCAGAACGCCAACAACCUUAGGAACAAGCCUGGGCUAGGGCCCAGCGAGAGGGCGGAGGUCCCACCUCCCGCCGAUGCUAAUCCCAGACACCAAAAAGCUCCGGAGAGGACUGGGACGCUCACGGCCGACACCGCGGAGGGAUGGAAAUUUGCCAAAGACCUUCCCUCUUUCCUUGUCCCCAGCUCCCCUCUUGCCCAGCCCGAGGGGGCUGCACCCUCCGAAAGUGAGGCCGGCGCACCGAAGACCGAAGUCGGGCUCCCAAGCGGAGAGGAGAGUGCGGCGCCUUUUGGGAUAAAGCUCCGAAGGACCAACUACUCCUUGCGCUUUCACUCUGACCAGCCAGUCGAGCAGUCCAAGAAGAAGAAGAGGCACAACGCGGGGGACAUUUUUGACGGGGCAGCUCCCGUUCUGAAGAACAAGGACGGGGACAAGGAAGAUGUCCAAGGGACCCCGUCCCCUGCCCAAGAGAGAAAGGAUGAGCCCCUGCAUCUGAGAGACUCUCCCGACAGCGCCCCCGACCCCGGGCACCACCCAGCUCCGCCGGCACCCCUCCUCCCUGGGAGCCGCAGCCCCUCUAUGGACCAGGACAAGCCAGGGGCUAAGUCACCCCUGCCACAGAAGCCGGCCCUGGCCCCCAAACCCGCCAGUCAGACCCCUCCGUCCUCUCCUCUUUCCAAAACGGGAAGGCCCUUCUUGGCCGAGCUGCUGUCAAGGCGGGCGGCAAAACCCGAGCAGGAUGCCGGCGAGAAGCUACAGGGAAGCAAGGACGGUGGGGAGCUUCAGCCACCACCCGUGCCCCACACCGAGAAGGGGAAGGGAGAGGAAGACCUGGCAGAGAAGAAACCUCCUUCUCCAUCCGUGUCUGUCUACCAGCAAGAGAAACCCGACCGAGCUUUCGAGACCGGGAAAAAAGAAAAGCCUGUGCUUCAGAGCUGGCAUUCUUUAGAAGGCUCAAAAUCGAUGGAAAAACCUGAGACUGCCCAGCCACAGUGGGUCACAUUAGCACUACAAAAGCAAAAGGGAUUCAGGGAGCAGCAGGCUACCAGAGAGGAGAGAAAGCAAGCCAAGGAAGUCAAGCAACCAGAAAGGGUAUCUCAGAACAAUACUAGAGUCAGCCAGCAGCCUGAAAGCAGCAAUAUUACCAGAAUAGGUUCCUUCCAUAAAUCUACUGCCCAGGAAGAGGAGAAGAAAAUUGAGACAGCUGUGUCCAGGCUGGAGCGCAGAGAGCAGCUGAAGAAGUCCAAUACUCUGCCCACAUCUGUGACAGUGGACAUCUCUGAUUCUGCUAUGCCUGCAUCUCUGGUGAAAGAAGUUCCAAAGAGAUUCUCCACCCCAGAUGCCGCUCCAAUGUCGACCGAACCGGCCUGGCUGGCCUUGGCCAAGAGGAAAGCAAAGGCCUGGAGUGACUGUCCACAGAUUAUUAAGUAGUCACUUGUGCUUAUCCGUACUGCUUACUGGCAGCUCCUCCUUUGUCCUUUUUAUUUAUUAUUUUUUUACAUGGGGUGAAGAACUUGGGCAGGAAAAGAAGCAUGUCCUACAGGAUCCAAAAAACUAUUAGAAACUGAACUGUUGUUUCUUUAUGUAAUUCACUAUAAACAAAGUAUUUGCACAAUGGUAGGGUUUAAAGCCUUGAGAGACUCCCAAUUCUGAAGACAAAACUAGAUCCGUGAGCUACAGGUAGAGUUCCAGGCCAGUGAUGUCUCCCUGUCUCUUCCCCUUCCCAGUAGUAACAAAUAUUUAAGCCACUUUUUGACACUUAUUUCCACUUCUUACCACUCCUUUAAAACUAAGGAGAAACUGCUGGAACUUGGGAGGGUACCUUCUAUAGGUGAUGAGAAGGGCAUCUGUACACAGAAAGGACAGCUUUUCCAAAAGUUCCAAGUGUGGAGGGAGCAUCAUCUGGCAGCAGCUAGGAAGGGUGGGGCUCCAGAGCUGUUUCUUUUACUUCACAUCUCACAGACUUGAAUUUGGAGAAAAUUUCCUAUUCUUAUACCUGAAUCUACAAUUCCAAAUUCCAAAGGUUUAAGCUCCCUAUGAAGAUAGGGGAGGGGACAACAGAAGCAGAAUACCUUUAAAAAUUAGCCCAAAGCAACCUUUGCAAUUUGGGGCAUAGCAAAGAAGGGCCAUUGUAAUUAUACUCAUCCAAAAAUCAUCUUGACCUCAACAUUAGGAAAGUCACUUUACUAAGUCCUCAGCAGGCUUCCUUAUCUGAGAAAUAAGGUAGAUAGGCAUAGGACUAGAUCUCUAGAGAACUUAUUUAAAACCUUAUGCCCCUGACCGUUAGGGUUCUCUUCAAGAAAUGCAAAAUUAAGGUUUUCUAAGUUGCCCAUUCAAAUUUGGAGUAUCAGUAUGAUAUAAAUUUCAAAGAUUUAUACCUUGUUACCUUAAAAAAAAUCUUACAGACAUAAGCUUUGGAUUUUUUGCUCCUAAAUGUGUACAGAAAGAAAGGAAACUUGGUGGUCUCAAAGUCAGCACUGUAAUGGGCUGAGUUUGUUUGUUUUUUUUUUUUUAAUUGCUUUUGCAUCUACUGCCUACCAAAAAAGUCAAAAUUUUGUCACAAUUUUUAAUAUAUGGUACAUCCCUAUUCCCUUUAUGUGUAGAUUUUUAUUCCAAAAGAUAUAUUCUGUCCUUCAGAAACAUUCACAGGAUUCCUGUUAGUAGCAUUCAUCAUGAUUUUUUUUAAUGUUUAUUCUGUAGGCAGUGCUUGAUCAUUAUGCCCUUCAGUCUCAAAUACAGAUGGAAGCAUUCCAUCUAACUAGCAUUCUUCUUUCCUCAGUUGUGGCAAUUGGCACGUAUCUGGUAAAUUGAAGUAACUGUCCUUACAAGUCGUUUAUUUUCAUGCAAACUGGACCAUUGUCAUUCUAAAUUUACAGUUUCAUGACAUGAGAAGCAGUUGAUAUUUUUCUGCAUGUUCUUAACUCAGACGUCCAUGUUUAAAAAUUAUAGAUGAAUGUAUUUGUUGAUUUCAAUGGUUUACCCACUAAUGUAAUUUUUCUUAAUGGAAAUAUCCAUCAGGGCCCUGGAAUUCUAGGACACUAAUUCCUACACUGAAGUGGAUUCUUUUUCCUCCAGUCUAUAGGCUUUUGGAUCACAUAAAAGUCAGAGUUUUGUAAGGGAAAAAGGCGCAAGUCAUUACAAAGAAUAUCAGGAAGUUCUUACUGUUUAAAAAGCUUAGAACAGGAAAAGCUAUAUGGCACAGUGGAUAGAGCACCAGCCCUGAAAUCAGGAGGACCUGAGUUCAAAUGUGACCUCAGACUUUUAACACUUCCUAACUGUGUGAUCUUGAGCAAGUCACUUAACCCCAAUAGCCUCGGGGUGGGGGGUGGGCGGAAAACAAAAUUCAGAUGUCAAAAAUUACCAAAAUAAAAAGGACUGCUCAACUACAUGGACCCUAUUUUUAAAAGAAAAUCAAGUGAACAGAGCCUAAGAAAAUAAGGGUAAAUUAAUGUCAUUUACAAUACUUGGCUUUGAACAUUUAAAAAUGUACAUGUUUAACAUCUCGUGUAAA
This is a messenger RNA of Sarcophilus harrisii (Tasmanian devil), 6303 nucleotides long. It is a transcript of the gene CRACD, whose product is annotated as capping protein inhibiting regulator of actin dynamics. Bases 384 to 4223 code for a protein of 1279 amino acids. The record is from RefSeq and is a predicted model, not a curated record. The transcript is spliced from 11 exons. NCBI's taxonomy places the organism in Eukaryota, Metazoa, Chordata, Mammalia, Dasyuromorphia, Dasyuridae. Gene Ontology annotation, biological process: maintenance of gastrointestinal epithelium; negative regulation of barbed-end actin filament capping.